UCAGUCUAGAGAUUGUCAUUAUGUAACACUAAAUUUAAUUGACAAAGUCGGCGGGAGAGUGCAGGAAAUCCAAGUGGCUUAUUAGCGGAUUAAAGUGCUUGAAGAUGAAAGUAGUGGUGUCCUUAGUUUUAUUUAACUUUAUCUCGACCAUUAGUACUCAAACUCGCACCAAGUCGAAUACAAUUCCAGCUAUAGUACGACAAACUUUUGAUAUUACUCCCGAAGGAACUUAUAAUUAUGCGUUUGAAACUGAAAACGAAAUUUAUUUAGAAGAGGAGGGACACCUUGAUAAUGAGGGAAAGUUAACAAAACAAGGACAGUACCAAUAUACUGGGCCGAAUGGGGAAAUCAUAAGAACUAUAUAUACAGCUGACGAAGAGGGAUUUCAUCCACAAGGUGCGCAUUUGCCAACCGCUCCGCCUCUUCCACCUGCAUCUUUUUCGUUUAGUAAUUGGCCUUAAAUAAUUAGUUUAUUUUAAAAAAUAACAUGUAUUUUUUACAUAUCAAAUUAACGUAGGUA
This is a messenger RNA of Diabrotica balteata, 520 nucleotides long. Lineage: Eukaryota; Metazoa; Arthropoda; Insecta; Coleoptera; Chrysomelidae. The record is from the annotation of a GenBank genome assembly.